Messenger RNA from Penaeus monodon (black tiger shrimp), 3843 nucleotides. Its product is annotated as ras-related protein Rab-32B-like. The transcript is spliced from 7 exons. Gene Ontology annotation, cellular component: Golgi apparatus; trans-Golgi network; vesicle. The coding region runs from base 86 to 733 and encodes 215 amino acids. Gene Ontology annotation, molecular function: GTP binding; GTPase activity. NCBI's taxonomy places the organism in Eukaryota, Metazoa, Arthropoda, Malacostraca, Decapoda, Penaeidae. Gene Ontology annotation, biological process: vesicle-mediated transport. The record is from RefSeq and is a predicted model, not a curated record.
ACAUGACAGGAAGACUUCCAGGAACGUGUUAGUGAAGCGCCUCGCGAGGGUCCUGAAGAAGCAGAAUCUUGCCUGAGCCGAGAAAAUGACUGCCGUGGCCCCUGUAGAACACAGCACAGUGCCGAGGGAGCUGCAGUUCAAAGUGCUAGUGAUCGGGGAAUUCGGUGUAGGGAAGACUGCAGUCAUUCGACGAUAUACAGAAGGGCAUUUUAGCCCAUACUACAAGCUUACCAUUGGUGUAGAUUUUGCUGUCAAGACCCUUGACUGGGAUCCCAAAACAAAAGUGAACAUACAGUUGUGGGAUAUAGCUGGACAUGAGAGAUUUGGACAUAUGACCCGUGUCUACUACAAAUAUGCUGUUGCUGCCAUUGUUGUCUUUGAUUUGUCUCGGCCUCCAACAUUUGAUGCUGUUCUUAAGUGGGUGACAGACAUCCGGGAAAAAGUCACUUUGGGUGACGGACGACCCUUACCUGUGCUCCUGCUGGCCAACAAGUGUGACAUUGACUCUAUCACCAUCCAGCCUGAGGUCAUCUCCAACUUCUGCAAACAGUACCAAAUUGAUGCCUGGUUCCUAACCUCAGCCAAAGAAGAUAUUAACAUAGGAGAUGCAAUGAAGUGGCUUGUUGGUCGAAUUCUGGAACACCGAUCUAACAGCCAGGCUCCAGUGCCUAUUGUUCGAACCCUCGCUCCUGAAGACCCACCAGAGAAGCCAACAACAUUCUGCUGCAGAUGAUGGGUGAAAGAAGUGAAGUUUGGUCAAAUUUCUCAGGUGGUUUUAACCUGAUGUGUCAGGAGGUUGGAUGGGGCCAGGAGUUGAGUGCUCUUGAAAACCCUAACACAGUGUCUUUUGUCACAUUACCGGCUUGCCCAGCAAUGUGAAACAUGCAUGGAGGACAACCGAGCUAAUGUUUGAAACAAGCAUGCCAGGCUGUGAGCAGGUUGGACUGUCGGAGAGCCAGAAAUGAUUUGCAGGCAGCUUGUUAUUUUUAUUGUUCUUUGUUUAUUUUACAUUCUGUGUCUCUUUAUUGUGCCCUCUAGUCAUCAACCACUUUCUAAAUGUUUUGUCUCAAUUCAAAGUACUGGAGACCUGCAUUCUCCAUUGCUUAAGUCUUUCAUUUUGUAGAUAUAUCUACAUUUAUUCUGUUAAUAAACUUUUACUUAAUGAGUUAAGGUUAUCCAUAUAUGGGAUUUAUAUGUACAUUUGUAUGUCAGAGCAUUGAUAUUUUUAAGAUUCCUUUUCUUCAGUUAUUACAAAUUGAGGUAUAUCUGAAUGUUUUAGAUUAUAUUCUUCUUUUUGGUUACCUGAAAGGUAGCUAAGUGCCUGAUUGUAAACCUCAUUGACCGUCCAGUUACAAGUCUCUUACUGCCAGGUGACUGUUGUGUGGGAAGCGAUCCCAUGGUGGCCUUGCCAUAGGUUUUGGUGAAUCAGGGAGUACUGAAGGCAUGCUUUGUCUUGCAAGAUUCCCAUUUACAAGCCUCUCUCAGAGUGCUUUCUUUGUGUGUUGUUGUGUUUAAACACAACAGAAUGUGUAUUAGAGGUUAUUUUUGAAAUAACUGAUAUAUUUUUCUCCAGAUAAUUGUAUCUACAAGGAAAGAAUGUAACUACUUGCAUAAAGUUUUUCCUGAAGUGUCAGGAGUAUGGUGCAUAUGAACCUCAGUUAAAGAUAUUGAAUUGUACAUUUACUCAUGAAUCAUAGAUGAUUGAUCUUUGGCAAACUUUGUGUCUUAAUUUGUUUGGAUCUCUUGUACAGAUGAAAAAAUAUAUAACUGGUGCUGGUGUCUAAUGGAAUGGCAAAACUGUAUAUCUUUUACACCAGCAUUUUUAUAACUGAUCCUUUUAAAUUACAAGUAAAAGUGCUAUUGCAGUCUGUUGUCUGCAAAUCAAGGUAGCUUCUAGUUAAUGCAACAAACAAGAACUGAUGAUAUGUCACCACCUUGUAUAUCAAACUCCCAAUAAUGAUAAUUCAUAUAUAUAAAUCAUUAAUAGUGGAGCAGACAAUCAAAGCAUCUAAAUAUCAUCAUUAGUGUCUUAACCAAGAAUAUUUUAUAAAUGAAGUGUGGUUGUAAGUCCCAAGCCCAAGUGCCCCUAUGAAUAUAUUUGAAUACAUUUUUGCCACAUAAGACUGUGGACAUCUGAUGUAAAAGCAGCUUUUGAUGGACAGCAUAGUGCAUCAGUAGGAAUAUAGUUGGUUGGAACUGAUUAACAUUCUCUCUUUGCUUGUAUUGAGUGCCAUUCAGUAGGUAAAAGGAAAAAGUAGUUUUGUAAUAAUUUCAGUGUCAGUGCUUUUUAACUGCUGAAAUGCUUAUCAUCCUAUUGCCCUGAGGUGCCAGCAGGGUUUGAACUGAAUGCAUGCAAAUUGCCAAGUAAUAUCAAGUUCUUGAUUUCAUCCAUCUCUCUUUUCUUUAUUUCCAUGGACAUUUUACCUGUAUUUAUUUUUUCCUAUUUUAUACUGCUUUGGCAGUACUUUAUAUUUUCUUUUGUCUUUGGGAGGACAGUCUGUUCUGCUAUUUUGUUCAUAUAUAGAGAAGUUUAUGUUUUCUUGUGGUUGAACAUUUGAUCAACUUUCGGUCAGUGGCUUACAGUCUGUGAUAAUGGGUUUAAAAUUAAAACAAGAAAAAAAAAAGUUGAGCUCACACAUUAUGAAGAGUAUAUUCAUAUAAAUAUAUAAUAUGGCAAUAGUAGAUAGUGGUAGUCUGUCAUCCUAUCUCAGUCUAGGUUGGCAGACACUACCGUUUAUGCUCUGGGGAGUAACAAGACAUCUAUUUCAAACUGUAAAAGGUAACAUGUGCAGUAAAUCAUUUGAAUUAAUUGAAUGUGUGCAAUACAAAACAGUUCAUCUGUGAUAAUUGUAUCUGAAUUUGAAGUAAUGCAGCUUCUCACGAGGUUAUCCUGAAUUAAGAGGUAUCACAUGCUAAUUGUGUAUGCACUUUGUACCUGAUUGUUAUUUGUUGAUAAUUCACUUUGUCAUCAUGGUGAGUAGUAAAUGGAAGUGUUGAAGGAUCAACGGAUCAUUUCACAGAAAUGAGACUGAUUGUUCAUGGUGAUAGAUCUGGUAAAUAAUUAAAGUAUGGUGCAAUUUUCAAAAUCCUUGUUGUCACUUAAAAGCACAAAUUCCUUUUGACAGGUAAACUUGGUAAAACACUUUAUAGUAGUACUUGAAGACUGUGUUCAAUCCCUAAAGAUAUUCAGGAUUUAUUAGAUUUUGCUGCAUUUGAUACAAUUUGUGUUUAUGUAUGUAGUUGUGUUGUCACACUAGUUACUUGGAAGUUCAUUUGUUUCAUUUGUUUUUACUUGUAAUCACUUGCUUACCUCAUAGUAUGGAAAUCAGCUUUGGCACAUUCAAGCAAACUGUAAUCAUCACUGUAGUUUUUGUGUAGUUUUAGCUUACAGAAUGCUUUUCAGAGUAAUAGAAUUUGUGCACUGUAGUUUCCAUUUCCCUGUUGCUAUUAGUAUGAAUAGAAAAUACUCUUUAUUUUUCCCAUCAGACUCACACACUACCUCAAGGAAGCAGUUAGUUACUACAUGUCAUAUGCUUUGACAGUAAUUGAGCUUGAGGUUUCUGUAUGAUAAGAUUUACUGUGCAUUUGGCCAAGUACUCUAAUGUUUAUCCAUUUACCUGUCUCGUCUAAUAAGAAAAAGGGAAAACCUAUUUUAGCAAGCAUGUUUGUAUUUUUUUAGAAGAAUAUAUAAUAGUCAGCCUAGAAUAGAAUAAGUCGUUUCUGCCACCAGUGCCAUUAUCCAAUAUUUGGUUGGUGUCACAUGGUUUUCUUGCUGGUCAAGAUAGGUGGCAGAUUUUCAUACAAAUAUUGUAAUCUUUUCAGGAAUAAUGAAUUAGUGUUUUC